GGGGACCGUCGUCAUGAGACUGCUCGCUAUCUUCUGCGCCCUGGUCUGCCCCGCGCUUGCCAGGGAAUACACCGAGUUGGAGCGAAGUCAGCUACCGCGUCUGUACCACCUGGACGACUACGAGCGGUGCGUGGGGCUCGGCGGGCUCUACUGCACCGGCACCUUCCGACUCUACCCAGAGAAGGACUCUAUGGCCUAUAAGUUUAUCAAGGAGUAUGCCUCCGACCCCCGUCACUUCGACCGCACACUCCUUCACCGGGGCUACUGCCUGUCGGCGCGCUGUCCUACCCACGAGGCCAACACCACGCUGCGCUUCGAGCGUUGCGUGGAACAGCACGCGCUGGUGCCCGGGCUGAGGGCCGCCAUGGUGACCCACUCGUGUUCCACCCGCGUGGAGGAGGUGGACACCCCACAGCGCAUCUUUUUGUACGUGGUGGUGUUGUUCGUGGCACUUAAUGUUUUGGGGACGAUGUAUGAUCUGGUUGGGGGGGAGAAAAAGAACAAGUUCAUAGUAGCAUGGUCGGUGCGCGCAAACUGGCGGCGGCUGGUGUCCACGUACGAGGACGGGGACCCGCGCCUCUCUGCGCUCGCGCCCAUACAGGGAGUCAGAGUGGUGCUUCUGGUGCUGGUGAUGAUGACGCACUCGGCGGAGAUCCAGCACAAGCUGUAUCAGUAUAACCCCAAUUAUUUAGAACAAAUCCUGAACCACCCAGUGACAAUGCUGAUCCGCAACGGCUCGGCCCUAGUGCAGGGCUUCGUAGUGAUCUCCAACUUUCUGUUCGCGUACAGUCUGCUGCUCAUCGCGCGGAACCGCCAGCUCGGCCUCGCGCAACUGCCCAUGUGCUUGCUGCACAGGUUCCUCAGACUAGCGCCAGUACAUCUAUUAGUAGUGGGAUUCGCGGCGACGUGGUGGCGGCGGGCCGGAGACGGUCCCCAGUGGCACUCCAUCGUGGGGGCCGAGAGUGAUGUCUGCAGGCGCAAGUUCUUCAGCCACGCCUUCUUCCUGCACAACCUGGUGAAUACUGAUGAGCAUUGCUUGCUGCAAACUUGGUUCAUUGCUGUUGACAUGCAACUGUACAUAGUGGCCUCCGUUCUGACUCUCUGGCUCAUGGAGAAGAAAAAACGAGCUGUUCCACUUCUGACGGCGCUGUUCUUUGGCUCCUGUUUAAUGAAUAUGUGCUUGGCGUACAUCAACGACUGGAAAUCAUUGCUGUAUAUUAUGUUACCCGAGAACGUCCGCACAACAUUCCGCGGCGUGCCGUCGUUCUCUCGCUUCUACGUGGCGCCGUGGGGCAGCCUGCCCGCCUGCUUCCUCGGCCUGCUGCUCGCGCACCUGCACUACCACAUGCAGGAGAACGGAUACAAGCUCGCUAAGAGCAAGAUCUUGUACCUAUGCAGCCACUCAGCAGUCCCUCUGCACGUGGCGUGCAUCAUGGCGGGUAACUACGUGCGCGCGCACACGGGGCGACUCGCCACCGCGCUGUACGCGGCCGUGGAGCGCCCGGCCUUCGCCCUGCUCAGCGCGGUCUAUGUCAUCGCGCUGGUUAACCAUGUUGACAAUAUAUACCGUCGGCUGCUGUCGCUGCGGCUGCUGCAGGCGCUGGGGCGGCUGUCGCUGGCCGUGCUGAUGCUGCACUGGUGCGUCAACAUGAUGCUGGUCGCCUCGCGCCGCACGCUCUCUGAAGUGUCCGUGGGGAACAUUGCCUCAGAUUUAAUUUCAACGAUUUGGUGGACAUAUGUGCUGGCGUUGCCUCUGACCCUCCUCGUCGAGUCGCCCAUACAGAAGACGUUCAGCGCAUUCAUAUCUUCAUAA
Colias croceus (clouded yellow) is the source of this 1813-nucleotide messenger RNA. RefSeq names its product regulator of hypoxia-inducible factor 1-like. The transcript has 12 exons. The record is from RefSeq and is a predicted model, not a curated record. Gene Ontology annotation, molecular function: acyltransferase activity, transferring groups other than amino-acyl groups. The coding region runs from base 14 to 1813 and encodes 599 amino acids. Lineage: Eukaryota; Metazoa; Arthropoda; Insecta; Lepidoptera; Pieridae.